UGGAGUGAUGGAACGAGUGAAACCAGAAAUAGUCAAGUUCUCUGGAGUAAUUGAUGCCCUGAUGCCAAAGACCAGAGAGGACUUCCUGAAAUAUUCCUGUCAGCUCACUCUGGAUCCAAACACACUAAACAGAGAGCUCGCUCUGUCUGAGAGGAACAGAAAAAUUACAUUGAUGAAUCAGAUCCAAACACACCCUGAUCAUCCAGAAAGAUCUGAUGUAGUGCCGCAAGUUCUCUGUAGAGAAAGUCUGACUGGACGCUGUUACUGGGAGGUCGAGUUUAGCAAGAGAGGUGUUGAUAUUGCAGUGUCUUAUAAAGGCAUCAGCAGGAAAAGUAAUGAGUGUAGAUUUGGGUGUAAUGAUCAGUCCUGGAGUCUGAUCUGCUUUGGCUCUAGUUACUCUUUCAAACACAAUGAUAAAGAGUCUAAACUCUCUGUAAACUCCAGCUCCUCCAGAAUAGGAGUGUAUGUGGAUCACAGUGCAGGAAUUCUGUCCUUCUACAGCGUCUCUGACACAAUGACCCUCCUCCACAGAGUCCACACCACAUUCACUCAGCCCCUCUAUCCCGGAUUUGGUGUUUUUUGUGGUCAUUAUCUUCAGAUCUGUGAUCUUGAAUAAAAUUAAAAUAAAAGCUGAAAAUGUGUUCAUCUACA
This is a messenger RNA of Colossoma macropomum (tambaqui), 651 nucleotides long. Its product is annotated as tripartite motif-containing protein 16-like. The record is from RefSeq and is a predicted model, not a curated record. Lineage: Eukaryota; Metazoa; Chordata; Actinopteri; Characiformes; Serrasalmidae. Gene Ontology annotation, molecular function: protein binding.